AUGCGGACGGUUGAGCCAAAUGAGCGCUAUUCACGUCGACGCGAGUGGGAGUUUGUGCAAAAGGAAAUAUCCAUCUACUCACGCACAUGCAAGAGCUACACGGUCGAGGCUUCUCAAGCAAAGACGGAAGACGCCGAGGGCAGCAGAAGCUUUCUGAGGACGGGAUGGCGAAAGGCUGAUGCCAAGACAAGGCUGCUGGGCGAGGCCACUCGCACUCCCACACACUCGCACGCUGUCGCCGAGCAAUUUCGCGCUGAGCUGGAGACGAUACCGCCGUGUUCUUGCCCGUGCCCGUGCCCGUGCCCGUGCCCUUACUUCUGCCCGCCCAACUUCAACUUCAACCUCACGUCGACCGGUGAAGCGCAGCACUGCAGGCCGUUGACGCCGCUCCACUUUUGCUGCCGACAGACCAUACCACGGACCACAACGAAUUUGACGGCCGGGGAACGCCCGUUGGGCCACUUUCGGAAGGCAAAGGUCGCAAGGCUGCGCAAAUACGGCCGCAUCCCGCUCAGCAGAAUUGGCAGCGCCAGAUCAGGCUGCUCUCGAAUGCAUGUGGUGAGUACGCUGAUUUCCCCCUUCUCACGACGGCAGUGCGAGACGCUGUGUCCUUCCCCCCGCGCCGUUGUGAGGACUGACGACGGCAGCAGCAGCAUCAUCACCCCUCCACCGCUCCACCCCUCCACCCCUCCAAACUUUCCUAUUGUCCUCAUUCACCGUCGCCCGCGGACACAUAGUGGUCCCAGCUUCGACCCACUCAGCGUGGACCUUCCUGCAGUAUCGUCUUCUGUCUCUUGCCCUUUCGACUUCCGCACCGCACCCGCACCCGCACCCACACCACCCACACACCUUCUGCCAUUUACAAUCGCCCUCUUUGACAUCUUGACCACACUCGCCACCACUCUGCCAUCUACCACCUUGCCAUCUUGCGCACCACCAUCCGCCACCCACGUACUUUCGCUAUCUUCAACCUUUGCGCACCACCGCACCGUUGGAUAUCAACCACCAUCUUUCCCACACAUCAAAAUGCCCACGGAACAGCGCGUUCGUUAUGAGCUGACACCCGCCAUGAUAAUGGAAGCCUUUCUCGACCAUAAUUGUAAGUUGACAGCCAUCCUCUCAACUCGCAUCUCCCGCUCACACCUGCGCAACGAGAAUGGCUUCAUCGUGAGGCAUUACAUGUGCGACGACGAGGAUGGGAAGCCACUUGGAAACCCACCACCGGAGGUUUUGAAGCUUCCCCCAUACGAGGUGCCCAAGAUGCGCAAGACCCAGCCCUACAACCCAUACCUUCAUUCACACAACGAAUUCGAGGACCGCCUGUACUACAUGCUGAAGUACGAGAUCGCAGAGAUGGAUCGCAAUGCCAUUCAAUCAGACUUCAAUCACCUGGCCCUCCCACCUAUGUCGCCCGAGCGAGAGCCUCCAUACAUGAUGGAAGUCCGCAAAGAAGUCCAAGAGGCACACCCAGACGCUCGAGGCGCGGUGUUGGGAGAACUGAUAUAUGAGGCAACGAAGAAGCAUAUCUACGCCAUCCAGCAGGGCGAGGCGGCUCUCGUCAGCGGCGUCCAGGACGAAAGCAGACCAGCACCGACCCAGCAGAAUGAGCCGAAAUUGAACACCACAACAACACCCAACGAAGUCAUCGUCAUUGAAGAUUCGCCUGUCCAAGCGCACGCCGCGCCUGUUGCUCCCACAUAUGCUCCGUCAUCGGCAAGCGAGAACCCACAAGAUCUCGCUGUGCAGUCUCAACUGGCUUUCGAGGAGCAGCAGCGACAGCAGCAUCGACAGCAGCAUCAACAGCAGCAGGUCAGAGCUGCAAGCCGGCCUCCCAGCCAGAACACACAGCGUCCACCGCAAGCUCUGCAAAGGCCGCUACCAGCUGCCAGGGCGGCGACUCCAAAGAAUGCUACUGCCAACAUGCGCUAUGUCGCUGCCACCACUCCGCACGCACCGCACAAAAUUAUGAAGAACGUCCCUCAGAACACCGCUCGUCCACAGUCGCGAUCAUGCGCACCAGCAGUAGGCGCAGCGUCGGUCAGAGUAUACCGCGGCCAGGCACGAGGAGUGCCACAAGCUCUGCACGCUUCUCGAUCCAUCGACCCGAGACAAUUUGAGGCAUUGCGCCAAAUGUACGGUCAGAAACAGCCACCAUUGACACAAGCUCAGAUGCCCGUCAUGCCUGCUGUCACGCCAGGUCACUCCCAGGCAGGGCGUCAGCACAUCUCGCAAUCGCCUGCCAUGUCGGGUAAAGCACAAUCGCGACAUCAGCACAUCCAGCGCCAACAGGUGCAGCCAGUCGGUGGAACUCAGACUGUCAACCCUCAGGACUUGCAGCGAAAGCCUCAGCAGCAUCUCCAACACCAACAGGUGCAGCCAGUCGGUGGAACUCAGACUGUCAACCCUCAGGACUUGCAGCGAAAGCCUCAGCAGCAUCUCCAACACCAACAGGUGCAGCCAGUCGGUGGAACUCAGACUGUCGACCCUCAGGACUUGCUGCGAAAACCUCAGCAGCAAGACACCCGUCAGCUGCCAAAGCACACCAACCCCGACUUCGCGCUUCAGCAGAUGCAAGCGAGUCGACAGCUGCAGACGAUUGGUGAGCAGCAGACACCAACUAUGCGCCCUAAAUCGGUCUCAACAGGACGGCAGACGCCAGUGAUGCCCCAACACAUGGCCCAGACACCAACGGUCUCAACAGGCCGGCAGACUCCAGUGAUGCCGCAAAACAUGGCCGCAAUGGGAAGACAGACACCAGCGAUGCAGCAAGACGCUGCUGAAAUGUGCCAGCAGACUCCCUCAAAGCGCCAGAAGACGUCUUCAACAGGAUGGCAGACACCAUUGAUGCAUCAAAAAACGGCUGUGAUGGGUCAGCAGACUCCAACGCGGAAUCAGAUGCCAGCUGACCAAAUCACACCAAGCGGUCGCCAAACGCCAGCGAUGCAGCAGCAGAUUUAUCAAGCGCCGGCGAUGCAACAGCAGAUGCAGUCUGACCAACGAACGCAGAUGAUGCAGCGUCACACUCAGGCUAUGCAGAGGAAGACACCAAUCGGCCAGCAGACGCCAACGACGGCGCCAAUGACGCAGCAACAACUGCAGUCGAUGCGACAGCAGAUGCCAAAUGGCCAGCAGACACCGAUGAAGACACCAGCAAUGCAGCGUUCGGUAUCGGCCAGCCAGCAAACACCUACGAAGGCACCAGCAGUGCAGCGUGGUACUCCCGCAAUGGGAGUGCAAAUGCCAACCGGUCAGCAGACACAAGUCAUGCAGCAUCAAAUGUCGGAAAUGUGGCAGCAGAUUAUGACUGGCGUGCCACAGUAUCAGAACGCAGCGAUGCAACAACAGAUGGCAAUCGGCCAGCAGACACCACUGAUGCAACAUCAAAUGCCGGUCACUCGAGAGGAGAUGGCUCUCGUGAUGAUGCAGCGUCGGAUGCAGGCGCAGGCGCAGGCACAGCAGAUGCAUCUCGGCCAGCAGACGCCAAUGAUGCAGCAAUAUCAGACUCCGGCGAUGCAGCACCAUCAGACUCCAGCCAUGACCCAGCACACACCGAACGGCCAACACCAACCGCCUAUGAAAAAAGCGCACGAGCGUGAAGUCUUGAGGCAGAUGAUGAUGCGUCGGAACAGCAGCCAACAACAGCAGCUGCAGAAUCGACAGCAGUACCAACAGCAGUUUCAACAGCAGCAGUAUCAACCACAGCCACAGAUCACCACUCCACCACAACCACGACUCCCGCAAAUGAGCGAAGAUGAAAUCAUGAAUCAAUUCUUCUCAGACUUGCGGCAGCUGCAGCGUCCAUUCCCGAAAUUUUUGUUCAAGCGCGCAAAGGAAAGGCAAGGCGUUGGAUGGACAUGCGACAUGAUUAUCUUCGAGCGGGCGUCGACUGGAAUUUUGGGAACGUGCAAAGCCCGAGCGGGUAUCGAUGAGUGCAUGCAAUGCAAUGCAUAUACCAGAUUGGACCAGAGUAGAUCAGACCAAGAUUUGUCGAUGCUUCUGCUCUCUUCUGCUCUGCUCUGCUCUAGUGUAUCCAUCGUUUCCAAGGGGUUGUCAUCGUAA
Molecule: messenger RNA, 4059 nt
Organism: Pseudocercospora fijiensis CIRAD86
Lineage: Eukaryota; Fungi; Ascomycota; Dothideomycetes; Mycosphaerellales; Mycosphaerellaceae
Exons: 14
Coding region: 1-4059 (1352 amino acids)
Source: RefSeq, a predicted model, not a curated record